This is a messenger RNA of Fimicolochytrium jonesii, 2503 nucleotides long. RefSeq lists its product as uncharacterized. Gene Ontology annotation, cellular component: nucleus. The record is from RefSeq and is a predicted model, not a curated record. The coding region runs from base 33 to 2330 and encodes 765 amino acids. The transcript has 7 exons. Lineage: Eukaryota; Fungi; Chytridiomycota; Chytridiomycetes; Spizellomycetales; Powellomycetaceae.
CCCAAUUCUCUCCUCCCCCGUCAAGACCCUCGAUGUCCGACCACUCGACCAUCUCCGCAGUCGGCGGCAAUGGAGGGAGCACAGCACUGCCAUGCCGUCCGUCCUUGUGGAAAGUUGAAGUUGUGAUCCAAAGUGACAAACGUAAACGAGAGAUCGCCGAACAGUUUGCAAAAGCGGGCCUUUUGGACGGCUACCGAUCCGACUCUUCGUCUUCCGCCCGCACAGGAGAAGGUAUGCUUGCGGCCUCACCAACGAGGUCAGUUUGUUCUGCGCGUUCCAUCGAUACUUUGCUUUCCAUACCUCCGACGUAUGGGCAGCCAUAUUCCGUAUCGCCAAAGGAGCUGUCUAUACCUAAGAGGAAGCCUGUCCGAAAGCCAAUUGGUCCGAUUGGCGUCAUAUCCGUACCGGUCUACUUAUCGUCUGAGGACGAUGGGAGCCAAAGCAGCACAUCGACGGAUCGAAGCACCCAUCAAACGACACGGCGUCGGAAGCGCAAAUCGCAGCCCGUCCGGAAGCAACAAACCACUUUGGCCGCCUCCUGGGCGAAGGCGGAGAGUAAGCCGAAGCGCGUCAAUGAACGAGUUACGCGUUCAUCUGCAGCAGGCGGUCGCGGGAGCACUCGCGAGGGGCAUGUCAUGCGCAAGGAUCCUCCCGAAAGAAGGCGGAUAACGCGACAGAGUGUGCGGAACAGCUCGCAACAUGAGAACAGCGAGCCGGAGGUGGUCGUACUGAGUUCCGACGGCGGAGACGCCACUUACGUGGCGAGGACAGAAAAGAGACGCCGGAAGGCGCCAUCAUCCGGUAGAGACGAUGGCGUUUCUGUACGUGUAGGAUAUGAAGAAAGCGAAACGGCCGUUUCUACCGCUGAGGAUGAGGAGCAAGCCUCCGCAAGGCCGCCUGUGAGAGUGAGAGCUAGCACGAGGCCGUCCCGUCGAGCAUUGUCGAAGGAUGCUGAAAGCAGGUCUGGGCUCAGCCGGGGAUCUACUCCAAAACGGAAAGAACCAGCAACUUCCAGUAAGAAUGCGCACUUCGCUCCGAUAGUGGUGGAAAACUGGCGACCAGCGUUCGUCCAUGAUAUGGACAAUGAGAACGACGAGAAUGAGGGCGACAAAGACGACGAACUCAUUUUCCGUCCGAGCCAAGGCUCUGCCCGUAAACGGAAACGAGCCGUCGUGGUGGAAUCAGACGAUCACGAUUCAGACGAGCCCCUCCCAACGCCUAGAAGGCGCCUCAAACUGCGACAUGUAGAGGUCGAUGAGGCCCCGUCUCCACCGAACUUCAACGGACAUAGCUCUCCAAUCAGUGUGCUAGAUUCCGAGGUUGAGAAAGCGACGGGUGAGGAGGAAGGAGAAGAGUAUGAUGACGAUGAUCUGUAUCUGAGCGAGGACGCGUUGAAACCACGACCGAGCGAAGAGGCGAAGUCCUUCAAGGAUGCGUUAGCAAAGAUGAAAGAAAACCGUGCGCAAGGCGACAUGGUACCAAAACCGGAAGUUCUCGAUGAGAGUCAAAGCGCAAGCGAGUCCGACCAUUUGACCGGAGGAACAUCAUCAGCGGAAGAAGAUAGCGACCAGAAUAUGAACGAUUUUGUAGUAGAGGGUGAUGCUGAAGACGACGAGCCAGUGGAACUACCAGAGGAAUUCCAUCUUGGCGGUUCGCUGAAGCAGUCCUUCGAAGCCUUUGUGCGGAAACUGGUUGAUCUUUUCUUGACAAACGAAUCACACUCCGAGCCUGCGAUUGAAUCAACCCGUGAAGGCGUUAUUGAGAAGCGGCUCAAUGACCUAAGGUUUUCGUUGAUGCAGAGUGAUGCGUGGAAACCGGAAUAUAAGGAUAUCCUGGACAAAUAUCCAAUUUUCUCAUGGAGACAUGACCCCAAAUACGAUGGCAUCUGCGACGCAUGCCACAAGUCUAAUCAAACCGCCAACCGACGCGUUACUUUGACAGGUCCCAUAUACGAUCGACUCACGCUAUCUGAUGAAGACGAUGAAGAGGAGUACCCAUUGUACGAGCAAUUCGCGUUCAAUGUUGGUCCGACAUGCCAGCGCCGGUCGGAAACGUACUCUAGACUGCACCACUACAAAUGGAAUGUAUACAAGAAGGUGCAAGCGCUCAUACUGAAGCUACGGGGACGGGGGAUUACUGGUGACGCGACGGAGUACACCGAGGAAUUGAAGCGGAAUGGGAAUAUUCAAAUGGUUUGUGUGCCUUGUCUUCGAAAAUUUUGGGAGAAGUACGAAUGGCAAUCACGCGCUAAUCGCGUCGUUACAUUUCAGCUCUUCGACAGCUGGCAAUACACAAUGGACCGAGCCAGCAGUGAAUACGCUCGCGGAUGAGCCACUCUAACCAAUCGGCAAAUAAAACAAUCAUAUUUGUUCACACAAAACGACCGCAGUCCUGUACAAUUUGCAUGAUAUGCACGGUUCGCACCAUUUCUCACAUUUCGAAAAUCAAGUCCGCCAAGUCCGCGUUUAAAUAUAUACCGAGAAAGGAGGCGCCGGAGACAGCU